This is a messenger RNA of Culex quinquefasciatus (southern house mosquito), 1502 nucleotides long. RefSeq names its product polyadenylate-binding protein. NCBI's taxonomy places the organism in Eukaryota, Metazoa, Arthropoda, Insecta, Diptera, Culicidae. The transcript has 2 exons. The coding region runs from base 46 to 1473 and encodes 475 amino acids. The record is from RefSeq and is a predicted model, not a curated record. Gene Ontology annotation, cellular component: ribonucleoprotein complex. Gene Ontology annotation, molecular function: RNA binding.
UUCUAAGACUAGCAGAAGAACCGGAAUCGAAAUUCCACCUCCAGGAUGAUUUCGCCGGCCGGAAGUGGCCACCGCUCGAACCAAACGUCGCUGCACGUGGCCAACCUGUCGCCGAACGUCACCGAGGCGAAGCUGCUGGAAAAGUUCUCCGCGGUCGGUGCCGUCUGCUCGGUUCGGAUCUGCCGGGACAGGGUCACCCGGCGGUUCCUCGGGUACGCGUACGUCAGCUUCCGGCGAGCGGAGGAUGCUGCGCGUGCCCUCGAAACCACGAAAGAUCGCUUGUUUUUUGGACGACCAAUGCGUGUGACGUGGGCCGAGCGCACUGCAACGCAACCGGGAAUGCCGGCGGAGCCAAGGAAGGAUAAGAGAGAUGUGAACAAACCGGUGGAUAAUCCGGUUGGAAUCUUCAUAACCGGUCUCAACGCAGCCAUUCGCGAAAAGGAACUUGAAAGGAUUUUUUCCCCGUCGGGGAACAUUGUCGAGUGUGGCGUUGGUCUGGAUGAUUCUGGAAACUCCAAGGGAUUCGGCUUUGUGCAGUUCGAGACCGAGGAAGCGGUUGAGAACUGUCUGGAAAAGGUCAAGGGCUGGAUGCUUGUGGGCUCAACCCUGGCCGUGACCAAGCUGUACACAAACAUUCAUGUGUACAAUUUUGGAUAUCGGCUGUAUUUUGAGAGCUUCCGCGCACUGUUCGAACCGUACGGAACCAUGAUCGAUUACCGCGUGGUCAAACAUAACGGGAAGCCCCGCGGAUUUGGAUACGUGACAUUUGAGAAACUGAAGUCAGCAGCGCUUGCGAUUGGUGAAUUAAACGGAAAGGACCUCGGUGAAGGCUUGAAGCUCAAGUUGGAGUCGGUGCCGCGUCCUUCUUCGGACGGUGAAGGCCCACCAAAGCACGACCAAGGCGUCUGUCUGUACAUCAAGAUUAUGGAAGCAUCGGUCAGCAGUGAACGCCUGCAAGAUCUUUUCUCUCCAUUUGGACCUCUUAUCUCCGUGAAAGUGUUUGCGGGAGUGAACGGACUAGGUCAACGAGCCGGUUUCGUCCGGUUUGUCUCGAAGGAAGACGCAACUCGUGCCAUCGCUGAGAUGGACGGCAAAGUCGUUGGCAAUGGACCACUUUCGGUUACGUUUGCUCUCGUCAAGGACGCGAAGCCGCCUGCCGUUCAACCUUCCAAGCCGAAAGGUAGCUCGAAGAAGGAGAGGCCAACUCCCGACAAAGUUCCAGCGCAAACCCAGUCAAUAAAGGAGAGGCGCGCAUUGACCGACCGGCUGUACCUGGUGGUUCGGCAGCUUAACGCGUCGAUGGCCGGUUCGAUUACGGCCAAACUGCUGGAGCUGGACGACUUGCCCCAGCUGAUGACACAACCCGUCGCGCUCAAGGCCAAGGUGGACGAAACCGUUGUGGUGCUGCUGCUGAAUCGCGAGCAGCAUCUGGGGCAGAUCGAGUGCGCACAGGCAGGAUCGGCCGCUGCCUAGCGGAUUUGGAGGGCACGGUUUUGGAGAGC